Messenger RNA from Nasonia vitripennis (jewel wasp), 6437 nucleotides. RefSeq names its product CUE domain-containing protein 2. The transcript has 5 exons. The coding region runs from base 216 to 1085 and encodes 289 amino acids. The record is from RefSeq and is a predicted model, not a curated record. Lineage: Eukaryota; Metazoa; Arthropoda; Insecta; Hymenoptera; Pteromalidae.
CUGCCAGCUGCCUGCAGCGCCCUGCACCGAGCAGCAGUCGAGUAGCGGCGAGCAGAGCGAAUUGUCAAAGCAGCGCCGCACAUUCUCUCUCUGUUUGUAAACGCUGCGGUGCAUCCUUCCGAACGUUCAGUUCUUCGGAGCCAAGUGUUUACCCUUAUAAUUCUGCUCUGCGAUACUCGUCGAGUCGGUAUCAGCGGCGUCCAGCGUCGAACAGGAUGAGCCGAACCAUGAAUGAGAAAGAGGAGCUGGUGAAGAAGUCAUUGUUUAGUUUUGUUAGAAAGCAAGUGCCAACUGCCCAACUAAAUUUGAUAGAUGAUAUUGUUCUGGGCUAUGUGGUAAGCAUGGUAGAAGAAAGCGCUCUAGAAGACGAACUGGAUGUCGAUGGUGUCAGCGAGAUGGUAUCUGCUUGUCUUCCUGAAUUUUCCACUAUUGAAAAAGAUGCGGUAUCUAAAUGGCUUUUUGAUAUUGAGAGCCAGCUGCGCGAAGACAGCAAAGAAAGCAAUGGAGGUGCUCAGCAACAUGACCCAUUGAGUUGUUUGAGUUUAGCAGCAUUGCUUCCACCAGAACCACAGCGUACUGCCAGAGUUCAUCAUUUGUCAGAGACUAGUGAUGCUGGUAGUGAUUCCAGUGGAGAAUAUUUUGCUGAGGAGUCUUCCUGGGACCAGGUUGCACUUUUGCAAGAGAUGUUUCCUGGUGCAAGCCCUGCAGAAGCUCGUCACUGCUUAGCAGUAGCUGGAGGUGAUAUUGCAAAGGCAGCUCAGCUUGCUCUUCAUAGACAAGAAGCUGGACAGAGUAUUGUUAGCAAUCUUGCCUUCCUCACACCAAAUAAUCGAAAUAAAGCACGUGUAAAUGACGAGGAGCUGAAAGCCCGCAUAAUCAAUCGCUACAGUUACGUGGAUCGCGAUGACGAUUCUCGCGAGCACCGGCCAGUCGCCCCAAAGACCGAGCCGAAGAAGCUCGUGCGUUACCUGGAUAACAAGAUCGUGUCAGUGAAGGGUGAGCGCUUCACCGAGGUGAAGCGCGGUGGCGAAGACGAAGACGGCAACGAGGCAGGCCGUAAACCCCGGGGACACUGCCGCCCGUAACCAGUCACCCCGCCUCCACCCCCUGAUCCACCCCCCUGGAGGCGCCUUCUGUUCGCUCGCGCGCCUCUUCCCUGGGACGAUGGCGCACCGCGAUUCUUUCUGCCGCCGCUGCUGCUGCCGCCACCGCCGAUGCUGUUGUUGCUGCGUGACCGAUCGUGAAACGAGGCUGUGGACGUCAAGGUGAACCCCGGCGAGGAUUUCGCGGUUCAUCCUCACCGAUCCUCUCAUCUCCGCCCGACUACUGCUUUAUUGUUUCUCAUUAAGUUUUGCUACCUUGUUUUGUAGUCUUUUAUUUUAUAUUAAUGACUGAGAUAUAUAAGGAUUCUCGAAGCUUUUAUCACGACGAGUAAGAAUGAUAAUGUUGCAAUAACAUUGCUCUCUUUUAAAUAUUCUUUAUGUUAAAGAUUCCAUUACACUUGCAUUUAUGACAAAUUAUUGUAUAAUUUCUUGAACUGAAAUUUUUACUUUGAGAAUUAAAAGAGUGUGAUAAAAAAGAAAAUUUAUGUUAAUCGAGUAUUCAGUUGAUUGAAAUAUAUGUAUAAAUUAAUUAAUUUUACUUUUAAAUGAUUUUAAAAUUAGCAUAACAAAUAGCUGUGUGAUUUCUUAAAAUUUAUACUUUUACGUGUUGAAAAAGUUAUAAAAUAGUAUUUAAUUAAAAGUGUGUAUUGAAAAUUAGAUACUUAUGUGAUAAGAAUACUUGGUACACAGUUCGUCAAAAAUUCGAGAAUUCUUUCCCUUGAUUGUGGGAGCGAAGCUUUAUUACUUGUUUAGUAACUUUAUAGAUGUUCCAAUCAUUAGUUAUUACCGUAUGUAUCUGACGCAUACGUGGACGCAUUUACAACUGCUUUUGGUACAAAACCGAUUGAAACACACAAAUAAUACGUGUAUCAAAUUUUGCAGUUUGUUAUUUUUUGGUUCUCGUUUACAGAAAAUCGUAUUAUAACACUCAUACUAUAAAUUUUUCAAUGUACUAGACAAAAAUAACGUCUUGGAUUUUGCAUUUCAGUAUAAGGAGAACUUCAAAAUAACAAACGGCAAAUUUUCAUCUUUCCAUUACUCGUUGUUCUUCAUCUUACAAAUUAUAUAUUUGUACAGAUCCUGUUGUAAAGUAUUUAUUUCUCUUAAGAUGGUCUUUAAUUUAACAAUUAUGUUUAAUGAUAAGUUUACGAUGACAUGCGUAAUAUCAAAGGAAAGUCCCUCCGAUGUUAACUUUGACGUCCGGAGUUCUGUAAGUGUAAAUACAGCGAGGACGUAGCGAUUUAUCCUUUCGCUCGAGCGUACAAUGGCCGUGACGGCCGUCUGGUUGACUGCACACUUGCGUUUUUUUCACUUUUUAUUUUUAUUAUUAUUGUAUCGAUUUUCUCCGCAUCGAAGCCUACAUAGCUUUAUUUUUGAUUUAUUAAGACUGAUACGCGUAUAAUGGACUUUGUAUUUAUUUGUAUCGCUCGUCAAAGUCUUGCUUUUUUUGCGGCGUUGCAAAUUGAAUGGAAAUACAUGAAACGGUUAAAAAAAAUGUCUUGACUAUGUUUUAAAUCAUUAAACAAAAUGAUAAUAUCGAAAACAAAAGAUAAAUAAUGUAUAAAUGAGUAAGAUGAGAUUAGCCCUCCUACUCUAAAAAAAAAUACAUUGUAAUCAUUUUAUUAGUUCUCUGAUUGGCUGUUUGAGUGCAUAUGUUUGAAUUUCUUAAUAAGCGAAAAUUGGCGAAAAAAAUCACUUUACACGGAUCUUACAAUUUAAUUUGCAUCUUUGCUUGAAAAUAACUGCAAAACUGCGUUUUAUACUUUUACUAACAAAAAAGUUGUGUGAUAACGCCAGCUUGCUGUAGUCUUUUUUUUUGUGGAACGGAAAAUCAAUGAAAAUAACGCUUGUGUGCUGUCGUACCAACAGAAUUGAAAAAUGCGUUUUACCCGAAUUGGGUAUGUCCGUAUCGUGAGUAUUCAGAGCUCGAAUAUGCUAUUGUAUAUAAGGCGACAGAAUAACUAACUGAAGAAAUCGAUUUAGUAGUGAUUGAUAAAGACGCUUCGCAUCGAAGUAGAAAUGAAAGUUUGGUAAGACAUACGCGCGCGCGGUUAAAGGUGAUGAUAAGAAUAAGCUAGAAACGAAUAAGGAAAUUCCGGAUAGGGGUGGAUUAUAAUAAGCGGAAAUAAUGUGGGUGAGUGACGAUGAGACGUACAUACUCAAAACGACAAAAAAUCGUUAGAAUAUUAUUGCUGCGCGAUCUUCCUCAUGUCGAUUCUACGUAAAUACACUUUACACUCGCGAUUCGCUUUUAAAAUGAGCUGAUAAUCACAACCUUGAUUGUUGAUAAUUUAUGCCGAAGCUCGAAGAGUACAUGUAGCCGAGUGUUAUUGUGCCACAUGUGGUCUCUUCAGAUUUUUAUAAAUUGAAAUAAAAAACGUUAUGUUUUGUAUUGGCAAAAUUCUUGAAAAGUGGGUUGUAUCAUGCACGAUUCGAUUCGAGGAAGAUCGAUCCGUGACAUAAAUAUCGCUUUUUAAGCUCGACAAGUCAAUCGACCGACCGAAUUCUACAUCCAACUGAGAUAUUUGCAUAAAAAAUGACUUAUGAUGCUUAAGAUCAUCAAUUUUACACUACGGUUGGCUAUAUUGCAAUCUCGGUCACGUAAUUUUUAAGUUAUAUAAAAAAGUAUAAUAAUAUAAGCGCGCUGCGCUCUCUCUCUCUCUCUCUCUCUUUCUCAAAUAGCAGGCGCAAAGUCAGAUUUAGUUUUUAAUGCAUAGCGAUACAAUUUUUUUUCUAUUUUUAUUUACACAUAUACGCGAUAUGUAUCAAGAGAAAAUCUUAGAAAAAAAGGAAAUAAAAAAAGUGUAUUGAAUAAAACAAAAUGAAAAAAAGGAUAAACUAAAGCCUGUCGAUCGUUGAGGCCGUGUACACGCUUUUAAAAAAUUUGAAACUUCGCUGCUGACAGAUGAGAUCGUGAUCCGUUUUGCAAGUAAAUCAAACACUACGUAAAAAAAACUAAAACAAUUUUAUAGUCACGUAAGCGAACUUCAACCAUUCAGCGGCAGAAGGUCUUUUAAGGGGGUUCUAAAGCGUUUGAUAGAGCACAAAAAUCAUUCUAUCUUCAGAAUCGUCAAAUUAUAAUAAUCCGACUGACCUUUAUAACAAAGUUGAAUAAAUAUAAACUUCAAUUUAAAUUUAAACAAUCGUCAUCGUAGAGUACGAAGCGUUUCAUAACAUUUUUACGCUUUUUAAAAAUCUUGCAACUAACUAUCGUGCAAAAUUUUAUAGUGAAUAUGAACGUAAUGGUAAAAUAAUAUACUUAUAGCGAUUGAUUUGUCACUGUUUUCGAUCUGUCCUUUGGCAAUUAAUCGUAAUACUAAUCAAGUACUAUCAUUGUCGUAAUUAAAUAACUUGUCGACUGCACGUGGAAGAGAGCGCUCUUCGCCCACACAAUAUAGCUUUAGAGCCUCUUUAAGAAAUAAGAGUAAACAAAUAUUGUGCCCCACAACGGAUGCACUGACACUAUGUGUUUCACUUUACGAUGUAACGAUUUUUUAUAUAUACGUAGGACAAAAGGCCACAAUAACGCCGAGCUGUGGGCGUCGACACGCGUAUACAUAGUCCACAAGGCUCUAUUGAUCUUGGGCGUUUUGAACUGUAAGAACAGGGGAAAAAAUACGAAGAAGAGCUCUUUGAACUGUAUAUCAAGAUGUCGAUGCUACUUUAAUACAGCACACCUUCGUGAGGACAACAAAAUUCUUGCUAAUAAUAUUGUACCUUUUUGCGAAUUAAACGCCCGACGAUUGAUGCGUUUACAAAGCCAUAUUAUUUACCAGUAUUACUAUUGAUAUAUCUUCAUCAAUUAUAUUGCAAACUUUUGAGUAUAGAAAAAUCAUGAAAAUCCAUAAGCGGAUAACUGCAAUGAAUUGUUUCUUCUUCUCACCUCCUGUCACCACCGUUUAUUAGCGGUAGGCUGAAAUGUAUUUUCUGUAGCACGAUAUAACUUAUACGUAGAAUGGUGAAUAUUUUACACUUUCCUUAAGAAUAGUAGAGUUUUUAAAUAAUUGAAAACAUUGGACGAAUAUUAGAGCAAUAUUGUUGCAAAAAUAUUUUCUAAUGUUACUUUUAUGUGUGAUUUUUCUUUUUGUAACGCCAGAUUACGACUAAAUUUCAUUUGAAUAAACAUAUACGUAUAAUAUUGUAUUCAAUUAAAAGAAUGAGAAAUUGUCUUAUUGCUUUAUUUACUUAUAUAUUCCUAAUAAUUAUUCCUAGAUUUUUAUAAAUUUGUCUACCGCCGCCUGAAGAUUGGAUCAGACCGUUUUUUAUCCAAUCAAUAAUUAUUACUUAGGCUUUAAGAGACAACCAUGAAGAAUUUGUAAGUUGCGUGAUUUCUCGAAAAUGUAGUCUGUCACACGCCCAUUAGUUAGGCAAAUUCAGUGUCUCAAGCAUCCAACUCCUUAUUAGGGUGCUUGUCAUUAAUCGUUAAGCAAACUUAAAAAGAAAUUGUUCAAAUGGAAAAUAACUUGUUAUUGUGUCCAAACUCUGAUAUUAUCUAGGGUAAAAACACAUGCGUAUGUGCGCGACAAAAAACUUUUAUGAAUAUGUCACACGCGUUUUUUUUUUUUUUUUUUUAAUAAUUUUGUGAUGUGAAGCACCGAGAUGUGCGUUGAAUUAUGACAGAUUGUGGUUUGUUAUGAAUUUAACGGAAAGGUCUACAUUUGAAAAGUAAUAUAAUACAAAUUGAAUACAAAUUUGUUUGUCUUUUCCUAUUUGAAAUAACAAAAUAUUAAUCAUCAUGCCAACGUGAACAAAUUGUACUAAAUAGAUGAUUUGUAUGUAUUCAAAAUAUUUUUACGAAUUUUCGUUUUACUUAUACUCUGUAAAUGAGUUGAAAAUGUUGAAUCGUUUGAUAUUUUAUAUUUGCUCUUUAUCUAAAUGGUCAAGAAAAACUCGCCAAGUGUUAACAUUAUAAACAGACUAUUACAAAUGUUCACGUUCACAUAAACGCAUUACCUACUGUACAAUCGUCGUUUAAACUUUAAGGCGAAAGCAAAUGUAAGGAUUAUAAUAGUUUAAAUGUAAAGGAAACAUAAAAAUCUAUUUACAGAAACAGAUUGUAAUUGUUCACCGAUGAACUGUAAAGAAAAUUCUUUUACACUAAAAAGUAAACAAAGAAAGUUUGCAACGCAUAUAAUUUUAAUUAUGUAAAAUCAAAUAUUGCUUUGGAAGAAUGUGUUUGGAUUCAAACAAAACGAGCGUGGAUGAAAAUAAUUUAGUAACUUGCAUCACUUACUUUUUUAAAUUUUCAUUUUAUUCUUCUAAAUUAAUAAUACAACAACAUCAGUGAUAAUUAUAAUUAUGUUAUUUGUAUUAAAAAUUAUUUUAUUUAACGAA